AAGAAUUAGGAUGGCUCUUGUUAUUACGAGUCUCUUAUAUCUUUUGUUCUCAGUAGCUCUGGUUCGUUCGGAUCAAGCUGCACUGUCUCUCACAUCUUUCAAGAUAAGUGGAAAUGUAACAUACGAUUGCAUAGAUAUUUAUAAGCAACCAGGACUUGAUCACCCACUUCUCAAAAACCAUACAAUCCAGAUUGCUGGAGUUAAGCAACACGGUGGUCCAUAUCAUGGUAUAACAGCUUGGCAUGAUGGUUAUAGCCUAGAUAUCGAACAAGAUCAAGCCUCAUAUAGUCAAAUGUAUCUAGGCAGUGGAUACUAUGGUGAAGUCAAUUUCAUCUCAGUGGGGAUGAUGAUAAAUCCAAGCAUUUUUAGUGACAGACGUCUUUGGUCAUAUGGAUAUUGGAAGGGUAAAAAUGGAAACGGAUGUUACAAUAUGGCAUGUCCAGGAUUUGUUCAAGUAUCAAGUGUGGUUCCCAUGGUCCAACCCUUUAACUUUAAACCUGGGGCUAAGGAAGUGUUGCAGUGGUCUAUCGCUAAGGAUCAACAAACAGGAAACUGGUGGAUUAUACAAAAUAAACCUAAUGCAUUUAUCGGAUAUUGGCCAAAAGAGUUGUUUCACCUUAUGGAUGAUGGUGCAAAUAUGGUCGGAGUUGGAGGUGUAGCUCAGGCUUCACCUUCUGGUUUAAGUCCUCCAAUGGGUAAUGGAAAAUUCCCGGCACACGGUCCUCUGAGAGCAGCAUUGUUUUCAAAUGUUGAUGUUUUGAAUUCUAAGUAUGAGAAACGUAGAAUCAAUACUCUUCCUGUAGAGGAGUUGCUAGAUAGUAAAUGUUAUGGGCUAAGAGUUGGUAAGAGAGUCAAAUUUUGGACUACUCCACUCGGAUUCUUUUUCAAUUAUGGUGGUCCGGGAGGAAUAUCUUGUGGAGUUUGA
Camelina sativa (false flax) is the source of this 925-nucleotide messenger RNA. The record is from RefSeq and is a predicted model, not a curated record. NCBI's taxonomy places the organism in Eukaryota, Viridiplantae, Streptophyta, Magnoliopsida, Brassicales, Brassicaceae.